This is a messenger RNA of Alternaria rosae, 1056 nucleotides long. RefSeq lists its product as uncharacterized. The transcript has 2 exons. NCBI's taxonomy places the organism in Eukaryota, Fungi, Ascomycota, Dothideomycetes, Pleosporales, Pleosporaceae. The record is from RefSeq and is a predicted model, not a curated record. The coding region runs from base 443 to 844 and encodes 133 amino acids.
CUCCGUUGCAGUGUUCAUGCACUUCGGAUGAAUGCGAAAGCUACUAAAGGAAUGGCUGUUAUCUAGUAGGACCGCGCUUCGACGCGUUGGAAUGGUGGAGAUAUACUGCACAUAAACCAGGCGAUCUUUAGAUGAAGGAAAUGAAGGAAUUCGAUAGAGGCACCCUCAUUCGAACUGGAUAACAGCUUUUAGAAGCAGAGACUGUAUAAUACCUCACUCUCGUGAAAAUACAAUGACGCUGUCUCAUACAUGUUCUGUGAGAUAAGAAAGUGUAGUGGUACAUUGUCUCCUCAUGCCGCACGUAAAGGCAGUGUGGUCAGUACACUAGUAUGUAAUGCUCGUACUUAACACUACUUGGACAUGUUUUUAGGUAAUAGCACUCGCUGUAUACGCUUUUGUUACGUAUGUGUCGGUUACCCGACCGAACACCGGUGCGAAGUUGAUGCUGGGAAGGGUACGACCAGCGACAGUAAUUCGCUUUCUGUUGUAUUGCAUACUAUACACAUGCAAUUCCGUGAAGGCCACGGUAGAGAGAAUUCCAAUUCGCAAUUCCUGCAGGCUGGAUAAAUCCACUUAUUGUGAGACGUUGUUUCUCCCGUGGCAAUAUGUCGAUCUUGUUUGCGACACAAGCCUCAUCCCCUGUAGCCUCAGUCUUUCUUCACGCUCUCAUCCUUCGAGUCUCUCUUCUUCUCUUCUUCCUUGUCGCCGGACCCGCUGCCACUGCCCUUGUAGUGACUGCCUUCCUUUCCUGGCUCAAAAACUGUAUUGCAGGAAGCGCAAUGCGCCCAAGCACCGUCUUUCGUCAAAUCAGCCCCUGCACCGCACUCUGGACAUUCAACCAUAGCAAAGCUUUCUAAUCGGGUUUCGGAGGAUGGGUAACGGAUAGGGCUUAGGAUGUAAUUGAUGUUCAAUGUUCGGUUGCUCUCUUGCAAUAGAGUUUCAAUGCAGGUUGCGUGCUUGCGCUAAAGUGAGGGGCAUGAUGUCAUAGACCAAUGAGAUACCGCGGAAGCUUCUCAUCAAGCUUACAAUCAUUGGAAUUCAGGCCACUGGUGUAUU